GCGCACUGGGCGGCAUUGCUGUUCGGCGGCGCUGGCGCCGCAGUCCGGGCGCUGUGGGGCGGGGGGGGGCGGCCAUGGGGCGGGGGGCGGCCGCGGCAUCUGGAGCCGGCUAGCUACAGUGGACGGCGGCGGCGCGGGUCCGCCGAGCUCGAGACAGUCCUACCGGCGCUCGCGGUAGCGAACGACAUGGAGCAGGAGAGGGUCAGCAUGAGCAAGGAGCUGGGCUCAGCCUCAGCCACCUACCGCUGCUCUGCUUGCCAUGGGGACGAGGACUGGGGCCUGGGCCACCCCAUUCGGGGCCGUGCCAAGUCCCGCAGCCUGUCCGCCUCACCUGCACUGGCCAGCACCAAGGAGUUCAGGCGCACCCGCUCUCUGCAUGGGCCCUGCCCAGUGACCACUUUUGGACCAAAGGCCUGCGUGCUACAGAACCCCCAGACCAUCAUGCAUAUCCAGGACCCCGCGAGCCAGCGGCUGACAUGGAACAAGUCUCCAAAGAGUGUGCUCGUCAUCAAGAAGAUUCGGGAUGCCAGCCUGCUACAGCCCUUCAAGGAGCUCUGCAUGUACCUGAUGGAGGAGAGCAACAUGAUUGUGUAUGUGGAGAAGAAAGUUCUAGAAGACCCUGCCAUAGUGAGUGAUGAUAACUUCGGACCUGUGAAGAAGAAGUUCUGCACCUUCCGAGAAGACUAUGAUGACAUUUCCAACCAGAUUGACUUCAUCAUCUGCCUGGGCGGGGAUGGCACCCUGCUGUAUGCCUCCUCGCUGUUCCAGGGCAGCGUGCCUCCGGUCAUGGCGUUUCACCUUGGCUCCCUUGGCUUCCUGACCCCCUUCAACUUUGAGAAUUUUCAGUCUCAAGUUACUCAGGUGAUACAGGGGAAUGCAGCUGUUGUUCUCCGGAGCCGGCUGAAGGUCAAGGUGGUGAAGGAGCUCAGGGGAAAGAAGACAGCCAUCCCCAACGGGCUCAGUGAGAAUGGGGUGCUAGCAGCGGGCUUGGACAUAGAGGCUGGAAAGCAGGUCAUGCAGUAUCAGGUCUUGAACGAAGUGGUGAUUGAUAGGGGCCCCUCCUCCUACCUGUCUAAUGUGGAUGUCUUCCUGGACGGGCACCUCAUCACCACGGUGCAGGGCGAUGGUGUCAUCGUCUCAACCCCCACGGGCAGCACCGCCUACGCAGCCGCUGCCGGGGCAUCCAUGAUCCACCCCAAUGUGCCAGCCAUCAUGAUCACCCCCAUCUGCCCCCACUCGUUGUCAUUCCGGCCCAUUGUGGUCCCUGCAGGGGUGGAGCUAAAGAUCAUGUUGUCACCAGAGGCUAGAAACACUGUCUGGGUUUCUUUCGAUGGACGAAAGCGACAGGAGAUCCGACAUGGAGACAGCAUCAGCAUCACUACCUCCUGCUACCCGCUCCCUUCCAUCUGUGUCCAAGACCCUGUAAGUGACUGGUUUGAGAGCCUGGCCCAGUGUCUGCAUUGGAACGUGCGCAAGAAGCAAACCCACUUCACGGAGGAGGAGGAGGAGGAGGAAGAAGAGAAGGAGGGUGGCGAGGAGGGCUAGGCCUCAACUACUGUGCAUCCCAAGGCCUCUGCUGGCUCCCUUUCUGCCUUCUCCCUGCUUGUCUCCAGAGAGAGGCAGCUGCCUAAGAUACAGCAUUGUCAAUGGCCUGGGCAUGUGUGGCAGCAGGUGGCUUGCACUGACCUCUGCCACACCAGAAGGACUCUGGGGCCACUACACUUCCCUUGACCAGAUCUGCUAUUUUUAAACAUUUUCAAUCGGACUUUUUUCUUUGCAUUUCUAAAUAAUCAAAUGAAGGCUCAGCGGAAGCUCUGAGCAGCACCACACAGCGCUAUGUGAUAGGUCAGAGCUGUGGUCCCCAGGCAGGGACGGCUGAGCUGGAUGGGCUCUUUAUAAUUCUUUGUCAGGAAAACUUCUGUAAAUCAGUCUAUUGAAAUUCAGAGGAGAUUGGAAUGGAUUGAUCUGUCCACUGGUGUGAAAAUAAAUGAUGCAUAACCAAAAAUCCUCCAUUAGCUCUGACGAUUUGCCCCUGCUCCUAUUCCUGCUCCUUCUACCCUAAAACAGAUGGGGACACCACUAGAGUCUUUGUGCCCAUGGCUACCCACCCACUACUGCCUUGCAGCCUCCUACUGGCGCUGUGCCUCAGUGCCCCCCAGCGCCUCAGCAUUGCGCUGAACUGGCGAGAGGUCAGUCCACACACAUUCCUCCACAUCCCAAAGGUAUUUUGCAUUCUAUGUAUCCUUUUUAGAGAUUCUUUCAAACUCCCUGAAGUUGCUAUGUACAGAUUUUACUGUACACACUUGGAGGAUCUCAGAGGAAGGGUUUGUGUUGUUGUGACAUGUUUACACUGUUCUGUGUGACAUUGUGUGGGGAUCAUUCAGCCCAGCAAGCUCGGGGUUCCUGGGCAGGAGCUCCUUUUUGCCCUGUGAUGAGGCCAGGACAGAUGGACCAGAAGGAAAGUGGUGUUGUCUCCUAUCGACUUUGCUCUUGCUGCUCCUGAGGUGCCAGGGACUCCCCUGGCUCUGUGCCACUUUGCUGGCGCACAUUCGUGCACAUACUGAAACGCUGCCACGUGGGCCCCAAAACAGUUGAGUGUCCACAGGUGGAACUGUCCUCAGUGCAGAGAGACUGAGGCACAGCUCCUGAAGUGACUCUUCAUCCACUUAGAGGGUCCCACACCACAGCCUCAAAGUGAUUGUUAGGCAUUCAGGACCCCAAGCUCUGGCCACAGUGCUACCCGCCCUGCUGUGGGAAGCCUAAGAGGCCUGGCAUGCCCAGAGAGUAGUGUUUGGAAUUGGCUCACUCAUUCAGAAAAAAAAGAAAAAAAAAAAAGCAAGUGUUAACCAAUUUUUAAUGUGUUGUGCUGUUGGGAUGAUCUAGAACACCUUGGGGUUUUUGAAAUAAAUUCUUAAUGUUUCAUAUUGUUAAUAUCUUAAAUUUUUUAUGUUUAAAAGCCUUAUCACUAUUUUCAGAUUCUUUCAAUAAACAGACUUGUCUACAAA
Molecule: messenger RNA, 3005 nt
Organism: Erinaceus europaeus (western European hedgehog)
Lineage: Eukaryota; Metazoa; Chordata; Mammalia; Eulipotyphla; Erinaceidae
Gene: NADK
Product: NAD kinase
Exons: 12
Coding region: 187-1545 (452 amino acids)
Biological process (GO): NAD+ metabolic process; NADP+ biosynthetic process
Molecular function (GO): NAD+ kinase activity
Source: RefSeq, a predicted model, not a curated record